Cutaneotrichosporon oleaginosum is the source of this 1828-nucleotide messenger RNA. RefSeq lists its product as uncharacterized. Lineage: Eukaryota; Fungi; Basidiomycota; Tremellomycetes; Trichosporonales; Trichosporonaceae. The record is from RefSeq and is a predicted model, not a curated record.
CUCCCACGACACCAUUGGCAUCUUGCCAUCACAUCGUUCGCCAUCCAGCGUUGGUGUGCCCGCUUUUCCAACACCCGAAUCACGCUUUAACAGCACGCAAAGCACUGGUUGCACUUCUCGAGCCGGCCUCGACAUUUCUUUCUCAGCAUCGCCCGCAUCGCCCCCGCUCGGCAGACGCCCUUCGCCGCUCACCCAGCGGCGUGUACCGCUUGUACAGUUUCACUUCGUAGUCUGCGCCGCGGCCAGCCCGCAACAAUGGCGCUCUCCAUGUCGGCCCCUCGUGGCCACUUCCCAUCUCGGUCAUAUGACAUGUCGCGCGUGCCGCCCGCGACCAUCACGCCGCGCACUCGCCGCAUCUCGAAUCGCCGCCUCGGGACCGGCUUGCCCUCUGGUGGGCCAACUCUCCUCGCGACACUCACGCCUCUAUGUCCACCCACGCCGCGUCGCUCGCGCAUCUCUAACCCGGCACCCGACACGAGACCGCUGUCGCCCCAUUCGCCCAACACCCCAUAUCUGAGUGAGUGGGACCUCGAGCCAGAGGACGAUCGUGCAGCCCGUCGCCGCACCAUUUCUCUUCCCACCCACGGCCGCAAGGCCAACCCGGCUCUCGCGCCUGAGGUGCCGUCUGCCAAGUGGCGACCGUGGGCAUCGAUCGACGCGCAGGCGUUUCCACACAUACUGGAUGCCGUUAUCGCGAAUGCCGACUACCGCUUGUUGCUCGCGCUUCGCGGCGUGAGCAGGGGGUGGCGUGCGCGCGUUGAUGCUAUGCUCUUUGAGCACGUAGCCCUGGUGACGCCGGCCGCCGGACCGCGCCAAGUCGACCGUGGUGUCCACUUUAGGCUACGUCUCGCUCUGCGCAAGCGCAGAGCUAUUGACGCUGUCCUCGUGACCCCGCGCGAGCCCCUCCGGCUCCUCCCCUGCCUUCCUGGCCGGGUGCCCACACACGUUGCCGCUAUACGCGUUCUGGACACGUACGACUACACGGCUGCCCAAUCCACGCUGUUCGACGCGAUAGCAAAUGCGGAGGAGGACAUUGCCGCGCAAUCUGGUACGGAUGCGCUCGUGCGAUCCAGUCACGGCCUCACUGUCUCACGCUCGGCCUCACUCCUCAACGGCUCGUUCCCGGCUCCCCCGCCGGCCGUGCACGCUCCCACGGCCGUGCACUACCUUCCAGCGGUAGGCCUAAACCGCGUGACCAUCGGGGUGGAUGUCGGCACGUCGAGAGUCAUCCUGCGCUUCGUACCGGCCUUCAUCUCACCUUUCGUGACCGAGUGCGACACCUGGCUCAUCGAGAGCACAGGGCCUUGCGAGAUUGUCUUUGUGUUCGACCCGCGCGCCUUCGAGCGCGCCCCCUGCGUCCAUGACUUGCGUUACAACCUUGCCUCGGGGCUUGCGGAGAGUUUCGAGCUCCUUGAGACCGUCGGCGUACCGCUGCCGAGAGUGACGCUUGUUGGGCUCGACGAGCUCACGGAACAGUGGAGACCCCCUUACGAAAGCGGCGAUGUCGCUUUCGUCCAGCGGUUCGUCGCAGAGCGUGUCGCGGACGCCGCAGCCAGCCGCGUGUCGGGCAUCACCAUGGCCGCGUGGGAGGCACGCCGCGGAGCGGACACGGUUCUCGAGCGCGCGCCGCUCCCAUACGCUCCGCUUCAGGAUGAUGACGAGUGAAGACCAACAUACGUUUUGCAGAAGGCCAGUCAAACAUCAGAGGGAGGUGCGCACAAGCCUUGUACCAGUGCAUGAUCUCCUGCGCCCUCGCACCGAACUCUCGCCCCGUCAGCCGUUUGGCGCUUCCACAUACCAUUUCGACCUCAUUUCUCAUCAUCUAGCC